GUAGAAGAGGGGGGUGGGGGUGUACAAUUGGAACAGAUGGAGAUUCGUGCGCCGUUGCUUGCUUGCUUACUUCUUCAAGUGGAGAAGAAUAUCCUUUACUAGUACUUCACUUUACUCUGUUUCUUCUUUGUACUCUUCUACCAUUGAAAAGGACGAUUACGAUUAAUAAUUCACACGACAAUGAUCAAAUCAAAUAAUAGCUUCUUAAACCCUCCAUUCCAUUCUUCAACACUCAUGAACGACACUGCUUCAACCUGAACCUUCCUUCAUCUCAGAUGGUUUCCUCUUUCGCUUUUAAUCCUCUCAUUUCUUCCUCCUUCAACAUUGCUUCCACCACUCACCACACCUCAACAAAUAAGCAGCAUCUUGUCACGCAAAAGCCGGUACAACUGGCACUUGUCUAUCAGAAUCCAAAUAAUGGAUGUAAGGUGUUCCAUUUUGGAUCAAUAUAUCAGAAGGUCAGUUCUGGUUUCAAGGGUGUAGCCGUUAUGACAGAUGACAAGUCAACAAUGUCAUCAGUUGAAGAAGACUUUGAAAACAUAGGCCUCUUGGAUGUCGAUUCAUCCCUAAAACCAUUCAAAGAUCACUUCAAAUAUAGACUGAAGAAGUAUCUAGAUCAGAAAAAGCUCAUUGAAGAUUAUGAAGGAGGUCUUGAGGAAUUUGCAAAAGGUUAUCUGAAAUUUGGAUUUAACAGAGAAGAAGAUGGCAUUGUGUACCGUGAGUGGGCACCUGCUGCUCAAGAAGCACAAAUUAUUGGGGAUUUUAAUGGAUGGGAUGGUUCCAACCAUCACAUGGAAAAAGACCAGUUUGGUGUAUGGAGCAUUAAGAUCCCUGAUGCUGAUGGAAACCCAGUUAUACCUCACAAUUCAAGAGUGAAGUUUAGGUUCAAACAUAGCGAUGGAUUUUGGGUUGAUCGCAUCCCCGCUUGGAUUAAAUAUGCCACUGUCGAUCCUUCCAGAUUUGCCGCACCCUACGACGGUGUCUACUGGGAUCCACCACUUUCAGAAAGGUAUGAGUUUAAAUAUCCCCGUCCACCGAAGCCCAAAGCUCCACGGAUAUAUGAAGCUCAUGUGGGAAUGAGUAGCUCUGAACCCCGCAUAAACUCUUACAGAGAAUUCGCAGAUGAUAUUUUGCCACGUAUUCAGGAAAAUAACUAUAAUACAGUGCAGCUGAUGGCUGUGAUGGAGCAUUCCUAUUAUGCAUCAUUUGGAUAUCAUGUAACAAACUUCUUUGCUGUGAGUAGUAGAUCUGGAACCCCCGAAGAUCUUAAAUAUCUGAUAGAUAAGGCCCAUAGCCUAGGUUUGCAUGUUUUGAUGGAUGUUGUCCAUAGUCAUGCUAGUAAUAAUAUUACCGAUGGACUCAAUGGCUUUGAUGUGGGCCAAAGUUCACAAGAAUCUUACUUUCACACCGGGGGUAGAGGCUACCACAAAUUAUGGGAUAGUAGACUUUUUAACUAUGCCAACUGGGAAGUUCUUCGUUUCCUUUUAUCUAAUUUAAGGUGGUGGCUUGAUGAGUUCAAAUUUGAUGGAUUUCGAUUUGAUGGAGUAACGUCAAUGCUGUAUCAUCAUCAUGGAAUCAACAUGGCAUUUACAGGGGAUUAUAAUGAAUAUUUUAGUGAAUCAACUGAUGUGGAUGCUGUUGUCUAUUUGAUGCUGGCCAACUGUCUGGUCCAUAAUAUUUUGCCAGAUGCAACUGUCAUUGCUGAAGAUGUUUCUGGCAUGCCUGGACUCGGCCGACCAGUUUUUGAGGCGGGAAUUGGUUUUGACUAUCGACUAGCCAUGGCUAUCCCUGAUAAGUGGAUUGACUACGUGAAGAACAAGAAAGACUAUGAAUGGUCAAUGAAGGAGAUUUCUUCGAAUUUGACAAAUAGGAGAUACACUGAGAAAUGUGUCGCUUAUGCUGAAAGCCACGACCAAUCCAUUGUUGGGGACAAGACUAUUGCAUUUUUACUAAUGGAUGAAGAAAUGUAUUCUAGCAUGUCUUGUUUGACUGAUGCUUCUCCUACUAUUGACCGAGGGAUUGCUCUUCACAAGAUUAUACACUUCUUAACCAUGGCAUUAGGUGGAGAGGGCUACCUUAAUUUUAUGGGCAAUGAGUUUGGCCAUCCGGAGUGGAUUGAUUUCCCAAGAGAAGGCAAUGGAUGGAGUUAUGAGAAAUGCAGGCGUCAGUGGAAUCUUGUGGAUACAGAUCACCUGAGAUACAAGUUCAUGAAUGCAUUUGACAGAGCAAUGAAUAUGCUUGAUGAUAAAUUCUCAUUCCUUGCAUCAACAAAACAGAUUGUGAGCAGCACUAACAAUGAAGACAAGGUUAUAGUCUUUGAACGUGGUGAUCUGGUGUUUGUGUUCAAUUUUCAUCCAGAGAAUACAUACAAAGGGUAUAAAAUUGGGUGUGACUUGCCUGGGAAAUACAGAGUUGCACUGGAUAGUGAUGCUCGAGAAUUUGGAGGACAUGGAAGAGUGGGGCAUGAUGCAGACCACUUCACAUCCCCAGAAGGCAUACCAGGAGUUCCUGAAACAAACUUCAAUAAUCGGCCCAAUUCCUUCAAGGUCCUCUCCCCACCUCGUACCUGUGUGGUAUAUUAUAGAGUGGACGAAAGCCAAGAAGAAAGCAACAGUGCCAAUUUGGGUGGUGUAGAAGAGUCCUUUGCUGCAGCAGAUACUGAUGCUAUUCCUGAUGUUUCUACAGAGAACAAAGAAGAUGCAGUUGUUACCGACAUUCUUUGAAAGUAAAGUUUUUGCAGACAAAAUCAAAGAAGAUGCAGACAACGGAGAAUCUUUUUUUGUUGGGAAUCUUGGCACUUUUCACUUGUCAACCAACCAAUGGAUGAGAUAAGCAGGUUUUCGGAUAUCAUUGAAAAAGUAAUCCAUAGUAAAUUUUGGAUAAACUGUUGGGAAUGGACUCCUUUCAGACAAACAGAGAGGUCUGUUUGGAGAGAUUGACUCGUAUUUGACUCAUUGAAUACGAGGGUUAAAUCUCUAUAUCUAAAUGGACCUCUCUAUUUACUCAAGAGGAUUCAAACCCAAACUUUGGUCAAUCAAAUCGUCAUUUUAUUAUUAUGUCUAUUAUAUGUAUGUAUAAAGAUCACCAACACCCCCUAAGUUAUGUAUGAAUAAAAUAAAUUUUACUACCACUCAUGUAUAUUGAGAAUCCAUACUAGUGGGGAUCAUGGGAACGUGCAUCUUUAACUAUGUUUCCUCCUUUUUAUUC
Messenger RNA from Medicago truncatula (barrel medic), 3207 nucleotides. RefSeq names its product 1,4-alpha-glucan-branching enzyme 1, chloroplastic/amyloplastic. Bases 276 to 2723 code for a protein of 815 amino acids. The record is from RefSeq and is a predicted model, not a curated record. Gene Ontology annotation, molecular function: 1,4-alpha-glucan branching enzyme activity; hydrolase activity, hydrolyzing O-glycosyl compounds; cation binding. Gene Ontology annotation, biological process: glycogen biosynthetic process. Gene Ontology annotation, cellular component: cytoplasm. The transcript has 14 exons. NCBI's taxonomy places the organism in Eukaryota, Viridiplantae, Streptophyta, Magnoliopsida, Fabales, Fabaceae.